This is a messenger RNA of Lolium rigidum, 282 nucleotides long. Its product is annotated as condensin-1 complex subunit CAP-D2-like. The coding region runs from base 10 to 282 and encodes 90 amino acids. Lineage: Eukaryota; Viridiplantae; Streptophyta; Magnoliopsida; Poales; Poaceae. Gene Ontology annotation, cellular component: condensed chromosome, centromeric region. The transcript has 4 exons. Gene Ontology annotation, molecular function: histone binding. The record is from RefSeq and is a predicted model, not a curated record. Gene Ontology annotation, biological process: meiotic chromosome condensation; mitotic chromosome condensation.
CGCAGCAUCAUGCAAUUUUUAAUUGGUUCUAUUAAAAAGGACAAACAAAUGGAAGCUCUUGUUGAUAAGCUCUGCAAUAGGUUUGCUGGUGGAAAUGAUGUUAGGCAGUGGGAGUAUAUCUCUUACUGCCUCUCGCAGCUAACCUACACUGAGAAAGGCUUGAAAAAGCUCAUUGAUAAUUUCAAGAUGUUUGAGCAUGCAUUAUCCGAAGAUUCUGUGAUGAACCACUUCAGAAGCGUGAUAGCAAAGUCAAAUGGUAUUUUUGGAGUAGCUGUGUAUUAA